Messenger RNA from Microcebus murinus (gray mouse lemur), 4075 nucleotides. RefSeq names its product KLF transcription factor 6 (gene KLF6). Gene Ontology annotation, biological process: regulation of transcription by RNA polymerase II. Lineage: Eukaryota; Metazoa; Chordata; Mammalia; Primates; Cheirogaleidae. The record is from RefSeq and is a predicted model, not a curated record. Gene Ontology annotation, molecular function: RNA polymerase II cis-regulatory region sequence-specific DNA binding; DNA-binding transcription factor activity, RNA polymerase II-specific.
CGCGGGGCCGCGGCCGGCGUGCGGGGGGCUCGGCGCUCGGGCGCCCGCCAUGGACGUGCUCCCGAUGUGCAGCAUCUUCCAGGAGCUCCAGAUCGUGCACGAGACCGGCUACUUCUCGGCGCUGCCGUCGCUGGAGGAGUACUGGCAACAGACCUGCCUGGAGUUGGAGCGCUACCUCCAGAGCGAGCCCUGCUAUGUUUCAGCCUCGGAAAUCAAAUUCGACAGCCAGGAAGAUCUGUGGACCAAAAUCAUCCUGGCUCGGGAGAAAAAGGAGGACUCUGAACUGAAGCUCUCUUCCAGUCCUCCGGAGGAUUCCCUGAUGGGCCCGAGCUUUGGGUACAACCUGGAGACCAACAGCCUGAACUCGGACGUCUGCAGCGAGUCCUCCGACAGCUCCGAGGAGCUUUCGCCCCCUGCCAAGUUUGCCUCUGACCCCACCGGCGAGGUCCUGGCCAGCUCCUCGGGGAACCUGAGCUCCUCGGUUACCUCCACGCCUCCGUCGUCUCCAGAACUGAGCAGGGAGCCUUCCCAACUGUGGGGGUGCGGGCCGGGGGAGCUGCCCUUGCCGGGGAAGGUGCGCAGCGGGACUUCGGGGAAGCCGGGUGACAAGGGGAGCGGCGACGCCUCCCCGGAUGGCAGGAGGAGGGUGCACAGGUGCCACUUCAACGGCUGCAGGAAAGUUUACACCAAAAGCUCCCACUUGAAAGCGCAUCAGCGCACGCACACAGGAGAAAAGCCUUACAGAUGCUCGUGGGAAGGGUGCGAGUGGCGUUUUGCAAGAAGUGACGAGUUAACCAGACACUUCCGAAAGCACACCGGCGCCAAGCCUUUCAAAUGCUCCCACUGUGACAGGUGUUUCUCCAGGUCCGACCACCUGGCCCUGCACAUGAAGAGGCACCUCUGAGGGCGCGGAGAGGCGAGUCCUGUGGUUUGCUAAACGGCUUCCGGGCUGCGAGCGAGGCGGCCAUGGAAGGAGGAUGCGUGUUCGGGCCAAAGCAUGCCACUUUGCACCCUGCCCAGCCGCCCCCGGGGCCUCUCCCCGAGGGCUGAACACGCCCUGGGCGACACGGCGGCGGCGGCGUGGCCCCCGUGGUGCGCGGCGAGUGUGUGGGUGACCCUGGACUGGCCGCCGCCGCUGGUCCCUGGCCUUCCGAGCGGCUCCGAAGCCCUUGCCGUGAGCAUGCGCCCCGAGAACGCCCGUGGCGGGGCCGGCUGAGUGUCGAGGAUCUGUUUGUUCUGACUGUGUGAUGAGGCAGACUUUUUUUGCUGUUGUUUGUUUCCCUUGCGGUGGCAAAGCCGCAAGGGACAGGGGGGGGAAAAAGUAGUUUGAAUGUUUUGUGUGUCAGGAGUAUAUACCAUGAGAUGAGGUGACCACCAGUCAUUUCCUGGGGGGGGUGUGUGUGUGUCUGCACCUUAGGAAAAAAAAAAACAAAAACAAACAAACAAAAAUACAAAAAAAGAAAAAAAAAAAGGAAAAACGUGCAGGGUGGGGGAGUGGGAACUCAGGACCCCAGCGUGGCGAGUGGUAUUGUGGCGGGGGGGCGGGCGCCCCUGUCCCGUCGUGUGCAAGGAGGCUUUGGUCGUCUGGUGCAGCUACUAUAAACGUGCAAUGUGUCAAGUAGCUUGUUUUACUUGCUACAACCGAGCUCAUUUGUAACCCAUUGUAUAAGCUGUGUAUUUGCAGAUGUAACACAAUGAUAACUUUUCCUUAUAGUACAAGAAGUCUUGCAUGGUCUGGGGGACUCUAAUGCUUUUCCAUUUGCCAGUCGGGACUGCAGCUCUGAUUCUGGGUCACGGGCAGCUACGAAUGCCGCCGUCGGUCUGGCGCAGUGUGGCCCCCCCGCUCCCCCCUGGCCACCUAGGCCUGGCGACACACAACCGUUUUCCCCCUUCGAUUUUUGUGAACACUCCCCUUCUGGAGAGGCGGCGUGCAGCCUAGGGUUAUUUUUUAAGCGAUCCUGAAUUUGAAUCGAUUUUUUGGAGGAUUUUUCUGAUGCCCUUUGAAGAAGUGAGGCACGUGCUGAGUGUCAAAAAAAAAAAAAAAAAGAAAAAAAGAAAAAGAAAAAGCCAGGGGCAGGGAAUCGCCGGUCUGAUGGUACAUUAGACAACGGAGAACCUAAAGUUUUUCUCAGUUGGGUGGAUGAAACCACUAAUGCUUAGAAACUGUUUUUUCUCAUGCAGCUAUGUUUCUCUUAUUUAUGCCUUGAGGACUAAUUUCUGGUUUUCUAGCUGUUAAUGCACUGUUCAUCUUCAUAAUGGUGCCUUACGCAAGUGACCCCCGAGCGCGGGGUCUGCUACAGGGGUGUGGGCGAUGCAUGCUUUAUUAAGGCUCUUUUUUCACCUGGCAUUGUACUGUAUCGACGUAUAAUACAGUAAACAACAACAACAACAAAAUCUCUUUAAGGUCCUCCUUCCCAGGGACAGAUAGAUGAAAAACUCCCUCAUAAACAUGUCAGUAUUUGUUCAAUAUUUCAGACAACUUGACUGUCAGUGUUAAAAUGGGAUAAUUGAAAAAUCUGACCAAUUCUGCCACCUUGAGACGUUCGUGUGGACCUUGCACAACAAUUGUAUAGAUCACACACCGGCUGUAUUUAAUAUGUAAUCGUUCCACACAUAUUAAAGAUACAGAAGUAUUAAAAAAAAAAAACAGAAAAAAACCCAAUGUUAAUGUAUCUGCUUAAAAGGCACAAGUUUCACAUGUCUAUCUAGUUAUCUGUUGGUAAUACAGAAAGUAUACUACUUUUUUUUUUUAAAAAGUGGGCAGAAUUCUUGUGUGUGUAUAUUUGUGUGUAUAGUAUGUGUGUGUGUGUGUAUAUAUAUAUAUUAUAUAUAUAGAUAAUAUAUAAAUAUUUUUUUUAAGGAGAAACUAGAAUGUUUAGCUAGAAAAUUCCACAGCCUGUGAAGAAAUAUUUCAGAAUGGCCAUAAAGGAGGUGAACAGAUGAAAACUAUAAUCUAACUUUUAUAGAGGCUUUAUCUUUAACCAUUUGCUGAAGACUUUCUUGGCAUUGGGUCUACUCCGCACGGCCGCCUUUGCUCCACGUCUGUGGCGUGAGUGGAAUAGGGCACCUGUGGCCACUCAGGAGUGGCCUGAACAGAAUACUGGAAGCCCAGCUGGACUCAGACACACUAAGGCUUUGAUUCGAAUUUCAGCCUCUAGGUUAGAAGAUCUAACCUAAGCUAAUCACAGGGAGUCUUUUUUAGAACACUUUUUAUGCAGAUGAAGCUAUUUUUUUUUUCCAGCAUGUAGAUUCUUCCAGUUUUUCCAAGGAGGAGUAAUUUCCCCAAAUUGGCAUACCACAGCACGGACAGCUGACACUCCCCAGCUGCUGCUAUGUGGGUGCGGAUCUUUCUUUUUAUAUAUAUAUAUAUAUAUAUAUGCGUAUAUAUAUACACAUGUGAGUCUGCCGGGUUGGUAUUUUGUUUGAUCUUCCUGGAAAUGAGCAGUGAUGAAAGCUCACAUAACUGGUUUUUUUGUUUUUCUUUUCUUUUUUUUUUUUUUUUUCAAAUCUGGGCUGAUGAAUACAUUUACCUAAAAAACUCAUUUUUAUUUUGCUUAGGGGGAAAAUGCACUUUUCUUUUGGCAAUUCAAAAUCCUAGCACUUGAUUUGCUGCGUUUUGGAAAACUCCUUUUUUGGCCCUGCCGUGUGCUUAGCCAUAACAAUUCCAUUAAGCAAGAAGGUAAACAAAAGACAAAAAAAAAAAAAAAAAACUUGCACUGGCUUGCCUCACUUGCGAAACACCGUCAGAGCUCUGCCUGGGUGAGGCGUUGCCCCACGAUUUCCACAGUGCGCCAGUACACAGAGACGUACAUUCUGUUCAGGUGAUAACUGAGCCUCAAUCAAGCAGAAAACUUUUUGCUUGAAAUUAAAAAAAUUUCUAUUAGUGAAAUUCCUUUCUUUCUUUUGUUUUUUCUUUCUUUCUUUUGGAAGCACCCUGUUAUCUAAAGAAUCUUUGUAAGAUUUUUGUAAAAUUUUGUUUUACAAGAUUUUAUUUGAAAUUGUUUUUUGCAAGAUUGUUAUAUUUCUGUAUGAAUGUAUUUUUUAUUGGAAUAACAUAAAAGAAUUCUUAUCAGCA